AUGGGCCGACGCAGCUUCAGUCGCAGCCCGAGCCGCGGGCGAGGCCGCGGAGGACGCGGACUUCGCCGGAGCUUCAGCCGCGAUCGCGGGCCGCGCGGCCGAGGACGUAGCUAUAGCCGCAGCGCCAGCCGCAGUCGCAGCGACAGCCGCAGCAGCCGGUCGAGCUACAGCUCUCGGUCCAGCUCCGGGUCACGCUCGCGAUCGCGUGGCCGCAAGAGCCGCAGCCGCAGCAACGCGUCCAAGGGCCGCAAGAGUCGCAGCCCAAGCCCCGACGACGGGGCCUCGCUGCAUGUCGCGAACCUCACACGGAACGUCAACCCGGACCACCUGUCCGAGAUCUUUGGCAAGUUUGGCGUUAUCCAGAACGUGAACCUCGAGACAGACAAGGUCUCGCGCCUGUCCAAGGGUUUUGCCUACAUUCAGUUUGCCAAGCGCGCGGAGGCCGAGACAGCCCAGCUUCACAUGCACGAAGGGCAGAUUGACGGCAACAAGGUCCAGUCCGUCGCGUUCGCCGAGUCGCAAGUCGAACGAUCGCCGGCGCCGGCCGUCCCCUUUUCGCCGGAGAUCGCCUCCGAACAAUCGCCGCGCGAACUCGCCCUUCCGUCGACGGAGCCGCUCUCCGCCGAAUGGCGGUCGCCGGGGUCCAUCGCCCUUUCGCAGACGAAGCCCGCCCCGCGGAAAUCCCCGAUUCCAGAACGACCGCCGCCGGCCGUCGCCGUUCGUGCCCCGUGGCCGCCGCCCAUCUCGGUCUCGCUCGCGGUCGCCGCCGCGCCGCCGUAG
Molecule: messenger RNA, 780 nt
Organism: Saprolegnia diclina VS20
Lineage: Eukaryota; Oomycota; Saprolegniomycetes; Saprolegniales; Saprolegniaceae
Exons: 6
Coding region: 1-780 (259 amino acids)
Biological process (GO): mRNA splicing, via spliceosome
Cellular component (GO): ASAP complex; cytoplasm; nucleoplasm
Molecular function (GO): RNA binding
Source: RefSeq, a predicted model, not a curated record